AUGGCGGCGGCUGCACGGUUUCUGCUCAGGAGUGCAAGCUCAAAGGGGGCUGUUUCUAAUGUACACGGUGGCGUGCCCAGUUGCUUGGGUAUUACUUUGGCGAAGCUUUCUCCAAGCGUUUCGCCCACUUCCAAAACCCACAGGAGGCAUGUCUCCCAUUUCACCUUUCAGCCUGACCCGGUGACCACUGACUAUGGGCCCACUGUGAAGAUGAACCUGUUCCAGUCGAUAACCAGUGCCUUGGACAACACACUUGCCGCAGAUCCGACAGCAGUAAUCUUUGGGGAAGACGUUGCCUUUGGUGGAGUAUUCCGCUGUACAGUUGGCCUUCGAGACAAGUAUGGUGAGUAGCUUUCAGUGAAGUGCC
Molecule: messenger RNA, 367 nt
Organism: Engraulis encrasicolus (European anchovy)
Lineage: Eukaryota; Metazoa; Chordata; Actinopteri; Clupeiformes; Engraulidae
Product: 2-oxoisovalerate dehydrogenase subunit beta, mitochondrial-like
Exons: 3
Coding region: 1-351 (116 amino acids)
Biological process (GO): response to nutrient; branched-chain amino acid catabolic process
Source: RefSeq, a predicted model, not a curated record